Danio aesculapii is the source of this 1551-nucleotide messenger RNA. RefSeq names its product fascin actin-bundling protein 2a, retinal (gene fscn2a). Bases 1 to 1551 code for a protein of 516 amino acids. The transcript is spliced from 4 exons. Gene Ontology annotation, biological process: cell migration; actin filament bundle assembly; establishment or maintenance of cell polarity. The record is from RefSeq and is a predicted model, not a curated record. Gene Ontology annotation, molecular function: actin filament binding; protein-macromolecule adaptor activity. Lineage: Eukaryota; Metazoa; Chordata; Actinopteri; Cypriniformes; Danionidae. Gene Ontology annotation, cellular component: cytoplasm; actin cytoskeleton.
AUGUCUACAAAUGGAAUAAGUGCAGCUCUAAAGCUCCAGUUUGGACUUAUUAAUUACGAAAAUCGAUACCUAACUGCAGAGGCGUUUGGUUUCAAGAUCAAUGCAUCUGGAAACAGCAUGAAGAAGAAACAGAUCUGGACUCUGGAGCAGGACCCGGACAGCCAGGUGGUUUUCUUGCGCAGUCACCUCGGACGUUACCUAUCGUCCGAUAAAGAUGGCAAGGUAAGAUGCGAAGAGGAAGUGCCGAACACAGAUUGCCGCUUCUUGAUUGUGAUGCAGUCCGAUGGACGCUGGGCCUUGCAGUCUGAGCCAUACUCACGUUAUUUUGGAGGCUCUGCAGAAUAUCUUUCCUGUUUCGCCCAGACCAUUGGAGAGUCUGAGCUGUGGGCCUUGCACCUGGCUCUUCACCCACAGGCCAACCUGCUAAGUGUAGCUCGCAAGCGCUAUGCUCACCUGUCCACCCAAGAAGAUGAGAUCUCCAUGGACAGCAACAUCCCCUGGGGUGUGGACUCGCUGAUCACCUUGGUUUACCUGGAUGGCAAGUACAGUCUGAAGACUUGUGACAACCGCUUUCUUAGGAAUGAUGGCAAGCUGGUGAUGGAGCACGGCCCUAACUCCAGCUUCACCCUGGAGCUCAAGUCUGGAAAGCUGGCCUUUAAAGACUGUGAAGGCAAGUACCUCUCGCCGAAUGGCCCCACGGGCACCCUGAGAUCAGGCCGCUGUACGAGACCAGGGAAAGAUGAGCUGUUUGAUCUGGAGGAGAGCCACCCACAAGUUGUUUUCCAGGCAGCCAACAAAAGAUAUGUGUCAAUCCGUCAAGGAGUUUGCAUCUCAGCUAAUCAGGACGAUGAGACAGACAUGGAGACGUUUCAGAUGGAGAUCGACAAAGAGACGAAGAAGUGCAUGUUCAGAACCAACGGUGGAAACUACUGGACACUCGUAACUCAUGGAGGGAUUCUGUCCUCAGCCACUGAAAUAGAAGAAAACACCAUGUUCGACAUUGAGUGGUUGGGUCGACGAGUCGCUCUGAGGGCAAGCAAUGGCAAAUAUGUGUGCACUAAGAAAAAUGGCCAGCUGGCUGCAGUGAGCGACUCUUUGGGUGAAUACAAACACAUUAAUCAAUAUCAGAUACACACACACAACAGGAGGCAGAUCAUAACGCUGAUGUCUUCGACAGGAGAGGAUGAGCAGUUUGUGCUGAAGCUUAUCAAUCGUCCCAUCCUGGUCUUGCGUGGAGAAAAUGGCUUCGUGUGUCACCACAAAAACUCCAACACCCUGCACGGCAGCCGCUCCUUUUAUGACAUCUUCACACUGCUUUUCAGCGAUGGCGGAUACCAAAUUAAAAGUGGAAAUCAGAAGUUCUGGUACGUCUCCAGCAGCGGUCUGGUGUGCACAGAUGGGGACAAGCCUGAAGAUUUCUUCUUUGAGUUUGUGGAGUAUGGACGGGUUGGCAUCAAGGCCCAGAACGGCAAGUACCUGCGUGGUGACCAAGGUGGAACGCUAAUGGGGGACGGGCUGAGUGUGAACGCCUCAUCCUUGUGGGAGCACUGA